CUAGAUUCACUUCUAAAACAGACUAGACUUCAAUGGUUGGGUCUCAAAUAAUAUAAAUCCCCGGGUUCCCCCUGAUAAUUCGUUUAAGAUGAGUCGUGAGGGUGCACUAUGGAUCGGAGGAGUGGAAGAAUACAUGGACGAAGCGUUCCUAAUGAACGCGAUGAAACAGAGCGGAGAGGACAACGUGAUCUCCGUGAAAGUGAUGAGGAAUAAGAAUAAUGGGGCCGGGUAUGGGUUCAUUAACUUUCCUAACGAUCAAAUGGCGUUAACGGCAAUGCAUCGCCUCAACGGUAAAAUGAUUCCUAACUCCCGACCGCCGGCGCGGUAUAAAUUAAAUCAUGGUUCAAACCGAAACCUUCCUGGAGAAAAAAAUCACUCUAUUUGGGUUGGCGAUCUCUCGACGGAGAUCGACGAUCUUCUUCUCUACAAGUUUUUCUCAGCACGCUUCCAAUCUGUUGUAUCCGCCAAAAUUAUAUUAGACGAGAAUGGAGGCAGUAAAGGAUUCGGUUUUAUCCGGUUUGGAAAUGAAACUGAACAGCUGGCAGCAUUAACCUCUAUGCAGGGAAUAUCUGGCCUGGGAGAAAAACCUAUUAAAGUUUCCAUCGCUGUACAGAAGGCGAAGGAUCCCUCCGCCCAAGGUAUGCAGUAUCCACCUAGCGGUGGACAGUACGGCGGAACUCUUGGUAUGGGCGGAGAGUAUGGGGCUAAUUACAACCAAUAUAAUCACUACUGGAGCAACAUGGCGGCAUGGCAGCAGUAUCAAAACUACUAUCAGCAGUACCCAGACCAGGGAGAAGUACCGGUCAACCCUCCUCUUCCUUCGGGUCCGUCCCAACCUGAUAACCAGAAUCAUGUUGGUGAAGAUGAACCUGUGAGUAUACUUGAAGGUCCUCUAGACCAACCUGUAGAGCACAGUGUAUCUCUUGAUAUUCAUAAACUAAAUAGUGACGUUUUACGAAGGGGUGGAGAUAUUUGGGAAGAAAUAGAGAACUCAGGAUGGUGGAGUAGAGACUAGUUCAACACCUGUACAGUACAUGCUGUACAUGAUGGAUUGUAUACUCAAGCUGUACACUUACUAACUGUAUAUGAUGUAUUCUAAAGCUGUACACUUACUAACUGUACAUGAUGUACAUGUACUUCUCAAGCUGUACAAUGAACAUGAUAUACUUCUUCCUACUUUACCCAGAUUAUUGUACUUCGUUAACUUCAAGGAUGAAACAAUUACAAUUCUACGGAAAUAAAACUGUUAAUUUUUGAUAUUUCAAAGGUUGUAAUUUUUACCCUUCGGAAUCUAAUUUUAUUUUUUUAUCUCAUUUAUUCUCUGCAUCACUCAAACAAUACAUCCAGUAUUUAGAAUUAUGAAUCUACAAAUAAAAAAUAUCUCCGA
Molecule: messenger RNA, 1387 nt
Organism: Eurytemora carolleeae
Lineage: Eukaryota; Metazoa; Arthropoda; Copepoda; Calanoida; Temoridae
Product: tRNA selenocysteine 1-associated protein 1
Exons: 3
Coding region: 89-1015 (308 amino acids)
Molecular function (GO): RNA binding
Source: RefSeq, a predicted model, not a curated record